GACCCAGUUCAGCAGAGACUGUGGGCCUCAGAUCAGGAACUUUAUCUGGCUAGUAAUUGCAUCGGCAUGCUGGCUUUCUUGUGCAUGCGUGUGGGCACUUGGGGAGCAGGAUUCAAAGCUGCAGAACUUUUGUGCUGGCAUCCUCUCGUGAGUAUGAAUUAAACAGCUCUCACGUGCAGGACCAUGGCUGGAUUCUACAAUUGCCUGAAAAGUAAAAAGCACUGCGUCAUGGCGACAGGGCCCACGGACGUUGUACGGACACCUGAGCCAGGGGAGGCAACCGAGGAGUGUUCAGGAAAGAAAAAAUCCAAAUUUCAGACCUUCAAGAACUUUUUUGCUAAGAAGAAAAGAAAAGAGCCGCCCGCUUCCAGCGGGGAGAGUCAUUUAAAACCAAGCCAGUCCAGCAGCGAUGUCAGCUUCCCUGCGCUCGACACCAUUGCUCUUCAUUCACCAGCGGAGUCUGGGUCCAAAGGAAGCCUGGGAAACAAAGCCUUGUCCCAUGACAGCGUCUUCAUUUUUGAAUCUGCAUCAGAAACCACGGCCAGGGACGUGUCUUCUCAGGAAAACCUACCUGGGAAAGUGAAAACGUUACAGCUCCAGUUACAACAGAACAUCAAACUUGGGUCUUCUCCUCUCCUUAUAACUAGCAGGAAAUUGGAAGAUACAGGUGCUGUUUCAGAAGAUGAUGGAUUACCUAAAAGCCCUCCAGAAAUCUCCACUCUUCAUGAAGUUCUAACAUGUUCACCAAGCAAGUCCUCCAACCCUGUACAACGCCAUAGCUCUUUGAGUUUAGGUGGGACAGACAGUGAAGAUGAACAGGUACCUUCUGAUGCUUCCUCUAGGCCCGUUAGCCCGUUGUCCUCUACGACGCUUGUGAGUCCAGCCACACAAGCCAGCAGCUUGCUUCCUGUCGAUUUCAACACUCCUGCCAGUCCCCUUGGCUGCCUGGAUACCUCUGCAGCUCGGCACAGGAUAGCAAUAAACCCACGGAAACAGAGAAUUUUUACCAAUAAGAACCAGCAAACUCCUCAGGAACAACCGGAAAAGGAGCAGAAUCUUCUUGUAACUCCAGAAAGGAAAAGUGCCACAAAAUUCCUUGAUGCUGACCAGCAUGAAAAUUGGUCAGGUUCAUUGGGCCAGGAGGAGAAUAUCGGAAAAGGAAGUGGUGCUGACGAGACCCAAGCCAUAACAAAGCCGGACAGUUCCACCAGUGACUCUCAGAAUUGUGUCUCCGCUGCAGAUGUAGCUUGCACUUUGCUAGAAAAGGAUCCAUGCCCUAGAGAAACAGAUCACCCCUAUGAAAUAGCGGUGUGUGUUCCAAAUGCGCCGUCUUCUCCAGCGAAGUCUGAGGAGGAGAACAAGGCAAAGGAAGUACUGGUACCUUCCUGUUCUGAUGACUCUAUGGGUGAAUUCCAACGACUUCUGCAACAUUCCGAUGACGUAUUUGAACGUUCUGAAGCUCUAGAGACUGAACCAGACGCUGUUGUCUAUCAGGACGCAGUAGCGUCUGACUUGUACGGCACUUCCAUGGAAAAGGGGGACAUCAAUAUAUUGGUGGAUGCCACAAAGGUAUCCUUAGAACAACCUAUAGACCAAAGUGACAAGGUGGCUGAAGACAGUGGUGUGGCACUUGUAGGAAAAGUGGAUGAUCACUUUGGUACCAAUGAGGACAACUUCAUCUGGCCUGACUCUGCUCUUGCACAGUGUGGUUCACAGGUUCAUGUAGCUGCUUUGGAGACUGCCCCGGAAGGAGAGCAGAUGACUGGUUUGGUGCCUGAAAAUACCCCAGCAGCAGAAGAUGACAAAGAAAUAUGCAGAGUUAUGGAACUUCAGCCACCCAAAGACCAUGUAGAUACAAAACCAUCCCUUCAAAAAGACCCGGUUGUGUCAAUGUCCGAUAUAGAUUGCAUGCUGCCUCAGAGUGACAAGGAGCUACCUUUCACACCAGAAAUGCAUAGUCCUGUUUCAAAGGCCAGCCCAAGCAAUCAGGAGAGGGAUGCAUCCAACCUUUUGGAAAAACAUUCCAUCGGAUGCCUGGCCUCCUCAAGUUUGGCUGGUUUCAAGAGUUAUAUCCCUCCUGUUGGUGACCGUAAGGAGAACCAGUUAGGUGACACAACUUCUCAAGCGAAGACAAGGAAAGAAAGCCGAUCUGCAGAGGAAAACGUAAAAACUCCAGUGAAGUCCACUGAUGCGAAACCAGUUAGAUUUACCAUUGCUCCUGCCUGGCAAAGAUCUCUUUCAGGGGGUUCAAAUUCCAAGGAAGAUUUCUGUGCAAGAAUUUCCCCAUCCUCUCCUAUAAGACCAGAGUUGUUUGAAGGAACAGCUUACUUAGAUGCCACCAGGCAAGAGUCUACAAAGAACAACUCAGGGGGGGUUGAGAGAGAUAACAAGAGCAAUAAGGCCAGUUUGAAUUCUUCCAGGGAGGGGGCAGAGCAUGAAACACAGAAUGCAGAAAACCCAUUUGGGGUUAGACUGCGAAGAACAUCUUCUUUGCUAAAGUACCACAGCGAAUCUCCAAUGCAGAUGCCAGUAGCCGUUCACAUCUCCUCUUCUGGGUCUGUCAAGGAGGAUCAAAAAUCAGUAAGCACUGGGAAGUCUCCUCAAGGCCUUCCAGGCAGUACAAAAGCUUUGGCUAAAAAUUCAGCUGUCGUGGAAGAGAGAAAUGUUCCAAAACCUGAAGAAAUCUCAAAGAAACAACACUCUAACAAACUUUCAGAAAAAGUCCCUAGUCCGCUUUUGGAAACGGUUUCCUCUGAACCAGCUUGGGUCUCCAUGGCAAAACUAAAGCAGAAAGGUUUCCAGGGUCAUCCUCUUGCCAAAGGACAUAAAAGGGAGGACAAAACAUUGACCAAAAUGGAACCAGAGGAGCGAGUGACCUGUGCUAGCGACCAUGUGUUGGGAAGGAACGUGGCUCCCAGCCAGCGCGCUCAGGAGAAGAUCUCACAAGUGAAGAUGGCCGUGUCCGCUUCAGCAGCAGUGACGCUUGGAUCCCUGGCUCAGGAAGCGCCUGUGGUUCCCGCCCCUGUGGUUCCCACCCCUGUAGCGCCUGUGGUUCCCAGCAAUCUGCCACUGACACCGUGCGGCUCCAUGGAACCAUCCUGGCUGUCCCUGGCCAAGAAAAAAGCCAAAGCGUGGAGUGAAAUGCCUCAAAUCGUUCAGUAGUAAAUGACAAGAUUGCCCGUCUCUGUAUUGCCAAUAGCUGCAUUAACGCCCUAUAACAACUUCUUCACUGGACCAUUUGGGGAGCGGGGGGAUGAGAUGAGAGCCCUAGAACCUUCCGCACAGACGGUAGCUGUGCACGCGUGAAGAGGAAAUGCCAGGGAAGGGUUACCCUGCAGUCCCCACCAGCAUUAGCAAAAGGAGCAUUUUCCACAGCAAAGCCCUUUGAAAGUCCACUUGCCCGAGUCAGACUGGCCGCGCGCUGGGCUCAAAGACGGUGCUGCUCUCAGAGCCUCGGAAGCUUUUCCCUGCCAAAAAGGGGCGUGUGUCAGGUGCCCGGCUCACAGGACGGUGUCCUGCAGGAAGCCACGGGGAGCGGUGAAUUAGUUUGGUGCCACAAAACGGUUUCAGAGCUCUUCACUGGAGCACCCAGACUGGCGGUCGCUCGCUGAGGUAGCAUCUCUGUCUCUAAUGCUCGCGCUAGGGCGGGGCUGUCUGUGCUUCUGAUGUGUGCUGUAUCUGUUGCAUAAUUGAAAGAAGACAUGAGUAGCUAAGCCGACCUGGGAGGGGAGGGUCUCAUUUCUUAGGGGUUGGAGUUACCCUGCCUUGGGCCUCGUGCCUUAUAUGGCCAACUGGAAAGAACCCAGAGCUGCACGCCUUGGAGUUCUAUUGCGAAAGUGUGUUAAAGAAUCAGUACUUUCUACACACUAGAUUCUGCUCAGUUACCCCUGUAAAUCUGGAAUAACUCCACUGACCUGAAUGUAGGCCGGAGAUGCUGGACUUGGUCCUUAUACGUAAGCUAACAUCUCUACCUUUAAUUUCUAGCAUGUAGCAUUCCUCCAACGCCUCGUUGGUUGAAUGUCCCUACUAAAGGCAGAGGUGGGGAAAGUUUUGAAUCAGGCUUGUUUUCUGCGUAGAAGGGUGCCUGUUUGCCUCAACCAACCUCUCACUGUUCAUAUUUAUGGCACUUUGAUGUUUUAGGCUAUUUCCUUUCUAGUUUAGGGGGAAAAAAAGCACCCUGCAUUCACCCAUCAAUACAACGCUGAAAGCUGAAGAUGAACAGUUGUUUAGAGACCCAUAGCUGGCAAACAGCUGCUCUUUUACGGUUCAGUUCUGCUGUCUCUGUGAUUUGUGGCACCCCGCCACUGACUUUAUGGGGCAGAAUCAGAUCCUUCAAACUUUCUGACAUGACUUAGGGACGUCGGUGUCAUGACAACCAAGCUGCGCCUGCCUAUACAUUGCACAUUUGCAACACGUUUUCUGUUUACAGCCCAGGAAAUCAUUGAAGGUCUGGCUUGUCUGACAGAUUGUCUUUAGCACACAAGUUGGGAAGCAUCUCUAAGGAAAAACCAGUGCCUGGCAAUAGGCCCAAAUGUGAAAUAACAGGUUGAACCUUGGAGUAACUCUAUCUGGGCUUCUGCCUGUUGGUUCUGGCCUGAAAUCUGUAACUACUUCUGAAAUCUGUAUCCACUAAUGAAGACUGUGCAAUUGAUAUUCAUGUAGCUUGCACGUUUCCUUGCAGAAACAGUCCCACUUAAGUUUAUGGGUCUGCUCUCAUGAAUCAAAGCUAAUCAGAAAGAGUUUGUUCCACAAUUGGUUUAGUGAUACUGGCCUGUUUUACUACUUGUUUGUAUCUGCUCAAAGAAGUGUAUCUCCUCCUGCGACAUACGGCAGCACUUGCAUUUCUCUGAAGUUGGAGAGUAUUAUGUAAAAGAACAAAUUAAACAUUAUCUAGUACUGUGGUUCUGACCUCACAUACAUGGGCUAACACCCUCUGUUUAAACUAUGCACUUUCCUACAUACUGCUAGUACUUCUCGCUUGUUCUUUGCCGGUCUGGAUUACAGCCUCACACCUAAACUACUGUAAAUGAUAACAGCAUGUUUCUGUUCCCUCGUUGCUUUUUGUUCCUCAUAUUGUCUUUCCUUUUUUGUAUGGUAUGUAUAUACGUUUUUGUAAUCCUUACCUUUGGAGGACCCCCUUUUGUAUUCUGUUCCCGUAUUUUGUUUUACUAUUAAACGCUAUUGUCAUGA
This is a messenger RNA of Pelodiscus sinensis (Chinese soft-shelled turtle), 5190 nucleotides long. RefSeq lists its product as uncharacterized. The record is from RefSeq and is a predicted model, not a curated record. NCBI's taxonomy places the organism in Eukaryota, Metazoa, Chordata, Testudines, Trionychidae.